AAUUUUAUGUUCCGGAAAUAUGGAAUCUGAUACCAUGGCUGAGUCGAUGUUGCCGACAGAAACCGUGACAGUUUUGGAAGAAUCGCCGACCUUUGAGGAGGACUCCAUUCCCACGGAUGUGUUGGUCCAGCGACAGUUGCAGGACGUCAUUUUGACUCAGAAAUCAGUCAUAGAGAGGCUCAGCGACGAUCUUUCACUUCAAGAGACAACCCUGAGGGAAAGUUUUCUCUCCAGAGAUACUUACGAGGAGGAUCUUCGCAAACUGGAGCGAUCAGUGCAAGAGGAUUAUAUUAGCAAGGCAGACUACACAGAACUGGAGUCACAGCUAGAGGAGGAAAGAAAAGAACAUUCCAAGACCCGCACAGCUCUGCAAGAGGUGACGGACAGACUAGAGUUUGCUCUUGGAGAAGUUGAAAUUUUAACUAAACAGUUAGCCAGAGAGAAAGAGGCAUUCCAAAGAGCAUUCGGUGAUGUACGAUCCAAAGCAAUGCAAGAAACAUCAAAGAAUAUCAAAUUAGAAACGAAAUGUACAGAAAUAAGUAAAAAAGUAGAGCAACAAGAAAAGGUUUUGAGCAACAAGAAGGAGGCAAUAGAAAAGUUAGAGAAGAAAUUAAAAGAAAAGGAAAUAGAGCACAAGAAACAAGUGACGGAGCUGGAGAUUGAGAAAAAACAGCAGCAAUACAUCAACCGGCUGAUGGAAGAGCAAGAGCAGAAGAAAAAGACCCGGGACAGACUGCUGGCAGUACCCAAAACCAAGAGGUGACCAUGGGGAACACACUGGAUCAUUGACAGAGGAAGGUGUGACUCAGUGUAGUGUUAAUAGGAACUUGUGAAAUCAUUGUUUUAGUCCGUCCAAUAUACCUCAUGAUCAGGUGAUAUACUAUAAACAAGGAUAUUUUCACCCUGUGCAUUUUUUGCCCUUUCACACUUGCAAACAGUUUGCCCCAUCUUGAAUUCGCUCAGGCACAGAUGUGUUUAAAAAGAGUUUAAGAUUUAAGAUAUUGGAAUUUGCCCAGUCUUAAAUUCGCCCACCGACAAUUAAGGCAAAAGGGGCAGAAAUAAAAAUGGGCAAAUAUUUCCCUGCGUACAGAAUGUGUAAUGUGUAGUUGUUUAUGUUGAUACAUUGUAUAUUAUUGCAUGAGAGAGAGAGAGAGAGAGAGAGAGAGAGAGAGAGAGAGAGAGAUAUUUAUGGAAGCUUUUGAUAGUCAUGUUGUUGGGUGCUUAAAAAAGAUAAGUAUCUUGAUAUUGUAGAACAAAUCAACAAUUUUAUACUUGUGUAUUAAGGGAUAGUUAUGUUCUGGUAUGUUUCAAAAUCACUGCCAAAAUAUGACAUAGCUGCAGUAUUUCUCCAUCUCAAUCUGAUAUGAAGUCAUAAAAAGUAAUUGGUCA
Molecule: messenger RNA, 1389 nt
Organism: Magallana angulata
Lineage: Eukaryota; Metazoa; Mollusca; Bivalvia; Ostreida; Ostreidae
Product: spermatogenesis-associated protein 24-like
Exons: 6
Coding region: 20-763 (247 amino acids)
Cellular component (GO): cytoplasm; nucleus
Molecular function (GO): DNA binding
Source: RefSeq, a predicted model, not a curated record